AGUACCCAUCAUUAAUUGAAAAAUGAACAUUCAAGGGGGAGUGUUAUGAAAUUAUUGAUUGUUCAUUUAUUCAAUUAAUCAGGCCUAAUUUCUAGAAUAGUAGAUUAAGACACUCAUUGAUGAGUAUCAAUUUAGUACAGUCCUUCCCACUUGUAUUUGUAAUCAUACUAAGCCUCUCCACUAUAAAUAGAGGCUUAAUCCCUGCAUUUAAUUGGGGACUAAAUUAGAGACUAAAUUAGUAAUAAUUAGAGACUUUUUAUGGAAUUACUCUAUAAUAUCAUAAAUGGAAACUCCUAAAAACAUAAAUUUCUUUCUCUAAUAUACUCAAGUCCAAACCUAAUGACCUUACUCGGCUUUCUUCUUCUCUUGUUUCGCAGAAUCUGUUCAAUGAGCCUCCAUUCACUUUUCUCAAUCAGAUUCCGUUCCAGCUCCAAGUACUACCGUCUACCGCCGACUUGCUCCUGUCUUAUAUGUUGACAUCGAUCUGAUGAACUCUACCCGGAGCUAUCAGAUUCUGCGAUAGGUUCCAUUGUUGUGAAGGCGACCUUUUUCUUAUGAGCUGUCAAGUCUUUCAAAUUUUAUUUUAUCUCUUACCCGUUUGCUGAGUUUUACAGGAUUGAUGUGAAAUGAGUUCUGAAAAUUGGAAAAAAUGAUAUGGUUUGGGACUUUUGGAAUCUGAAACAAAAUUGUUUGAAGGAGACAUAAAUGAAAUCAAUUCAUAGUCAUAACUAUUUGGCGAGUAGUUAAGAAAUUGAUAUAGUAUAUCGGUUAAAGACUAGUGAUUGCUUGGAAAACAACGAUAGUCUAUGCUUUCUUUUUAGUACGAAGUAUUGAACAAUGUGAAGUUCAAUAGUUAAUAGCAGGGGAAAAUUUUGUGGGCUUGAACCUGUAGGAAACAAAUUGUGCAGCAUGCCACUGCUGCUGCGUUGAAGACAGAGGUGCCACGGCUCCAGAUUUGAGAAGUGGUGGCCACAGUUCAUGGAGAUAGAGUCUUUCAGACGGAGAUAUUAACAUAAGAUUUUCUCAGGAUGAAGUAUGGUGCUGUUAGAAUCGCAAUCGGUGUAUGGAUGGAGAUAUCAAAAGCUCCAUAUGUGGAGAGUUUCCAUAUCUCAUUGUCUUCAUAUUUCAAAGUUGAAACCUUUUCUUAUUCAUUAAACACCAAUUUUAGAAAAACACUAACUUUAGAAACUUGAUAUCAGAGAUAUCAAAACUCAUACAAGUUUUGCUUACCAAGCAUGCCCUUAGGGUUUUCAUCUAUUAGGGUUUGCUAAAGUUUUAGGAGUUUCCCAAUGAUUUUUUUGAAAGGAUUGCAUUUGUUUCCAUCUCAAUGUUCUUCUUGGUUUCUUUAAUUGUUAGUCAUUAUUAAUAUUAAUUGUUAUUAUUGUUGUUGUUGUUGUUGUUGCUGCUGUUGUUGUUGUUUCCAACAUCUCCGAUGGAGCCAAAACUUCACUCUUUUUUGGCUUUGAGGUGUGAUGGAAUAAAGCAAAACAGAUCUUAAAAUGUCUGCACUUCUUUAAUUAAUGAAGUAGCAGGUAGUUACACAAUGCAACUUUCGAUGCUGAGCCGGGGGUAUCUUUGGAAACAGUCUUUCUACUUUCAAGUAGGGGGGCUGUACGAUGCUGCUUUUGUAAAAUUGACGGUUCCCAUUACAUUUUUUCAUUUAGAAGUCCUGUGAUUAGAAAUAAUUCAAAAUGGAAGACAUCACAAUGUCAGUCAGCAAAUCGACCCAAGAGCUAGCAAUGGAGGGACAGAAACAUCUAGAAGAAACAAUUGAAGCAGCAUAUCAAAUCCUUGCUUCAAUGAACGAUGAGCUCUGCAACCCUGCGUUAUGGUCUAUCACCACUUCUUGCAGUAACACUACAAAUUCCCCAAUUGUUGCUGCUAAUAGUAACAAUUCGCUUUCCCAAAACGGAGCCGGAAAUGGAGACUCUGUCUAUGAUGGAACAGGUCAUGGCAGUGUUCGUUCUGUUAAAGGAAAUGGAGCUCUUGAUGAAGCUCGAUUUCGGUAUAAAAGCUCCAUAGCUGCUCUUCGCGAGGUACUUGCUGCCAUUUCGAUUUCUCGCGAGGCAAAAGCAUUUGAAACCAGUUCAGGUUCUCCAGAAGAUGAAGCUGAUGUUGAGAAAUUGGAAGUGCAAGCUUCCAAUCUUAGAAAGGAACUUUUCAAGAAGAAUGGAUAUAUUAAACUUCUCAUUGAUCAAUUACGAGAUCUUAUCUCCGAUUUAUCUACUUGGCAAAGUCCUUGCUCUGUAUAAAGUCUGUGUAAAUAUCAUGACAUGAAAGUUGAGAUUACAUAUCGUAAUUUAUUUUACAAAGGCAAGUCCCGGCUGGUGAUCUAAUUAUGAUUUUUCUUAGAAGCUAAUCUCCAAUUUUGAAGUUAAUUUUAUAUUGUAGAAAGGUUGUGGUCAUUUUUGGAAUAGCUUCGGCUUUUAUGAGGGAAUUUUGCCAUGAUGUUGUACUUCAUGAUGUGUUGAGUCAUAUGGAUGAAGCCUUUGUCGAGAUAAUUCUUCUUUUAUGUGGGAAUUUAAUGGUUAUUCU
Molecule: messenger RNA, 2535 nt
Organism: Cuscuta campestris
Lineage: Eukaryota; Viridiplantae; Streptophyta; Magnoliopsida; Solanales; Convolvulaceae
Source: the annotation of a GenBank genome assembly